Messenger RNA from Fusarium keratoplasticum, 1704 nucleotides. RefSeq lists its product as uncharacterized. Bases 1 to 1704 code for a protein of 567 amino acids. The record is from RefSeq and is a predicted model, not a curated record. The transcript has a single exon. NCBI's taxonomy places the organism in Eukaryota, Fungi, Ascomycota, Sordariomycetes, Hypocreales, Nectriaceae.
AUGUCUUCUCACGGCGUCCCAGAAGUCCUCAUGAAAAAGGUGGAUGAAUACGUCGACUCCCUUGGCCCCCAGAUCCAGCCCCGCAUCACCCAAGAGCUUGAGAUAUUUCAGCAAAAGACCAUCGACAGCCUCGAGGACCAGGUCGUCGACGCCUUCCGCUCGCUCUUCAACAAGGACGGCAAGCGCUCCGAGGGCAACUCGAGGGACCUGCGCGAAGAUGCGCCCGACUCGUACGGCGGACAGUCGCUGCCUUUUGCCGACGAGAUUGCCAAGCUGACCCGCAGUUUCACCAAGAUCACUGACGAGGCUGGUGAUGAUUUGCGGGAUAUUUUUGACAUCACUGAGGGCGCCUCGCGUGGUGGUCAGGGUGAGACGCGUUCUCGUGGAGGAGGUGACAACGACUUCUCAUCAGCUAGAGGUUUCCUCUCGGCCGCCAUCAAUGUGGUUCAAGAUCGCCUCGACGACAACGGCAGAGGAUCAGGAGGUCCCAAGUUUGAGCUUGACGGCCUUCUUGGCAUCCUCAGCGACACUGUGAAGGACGCCGCCCGCAACCCAGAGGAGAAGGCGCGCAUGAUCAGUCCCGAAAUCAAGGAACAUGUUGGCGAGAAGCUUCGAGAGCAGCACGCCCCCAUCGCCGAGCAGUUCACUCGUAUCGCUCUGGAGCACAUCAAGCGCUGGCUGCGCGGCAACACGAGCACGCGGGAUCUCGGUGAUGGUGUCAAGGGCGAGAUUGAGGACCAGGUCAAGGAUCUUGUCAAGGGGCUGGGAGGUCUGUUUGGAAGCAAGAAACAUUCCGACGAGGGCGCUUCGAGAGGCUUCGGUGAUCGCGACCGUGAUCGCGACGGCGAUGACAAAGAGGGUGGCAGUGGCUUCUCCAAGGUCAUCAGCGAUAAGCUGAGCACCGGUCUCGCCAGAGUACACAGGGAAGUCCGUAUCGAGUUCCGCAAGAUCCUCGGAGGCAUCGAGAAACAGCUGUUCGAGCUCCUCCCCGACCAAUUCCAGCGCCCUCUUGAGAAGAUCCUCGGUGGCAACCCCUUCGACUCGCAGCUCGACCGCGACGCCCAACCUAACGCGGACCGUGGUUUUGGCGACGAUAUCAAGUCCAAGUUGGUCAACAAGAUCCGCGGCUUGGUGCGUAAGGUGCAGGAGACGCUGCGGGAGAGCAUCCUGGGCGUCGUCAACGGAGGACACCGCAAGUUUGAGCGCGAGAGCUGGGUUUUCGUGCAGAAGAUGGUCGAGCAAAAGGUUCAGAAGUACCUGCCCAACGUCAAGAUCUCUGUACCAGAUGACAUUGGCAACGAGGGUGUCAGCGUGGGUGCCCCGACGUCGGGCACACACCUUGGUGGUGCGAACAACCCUGUACCCUCUUCGCAGGGAGGCCGUCCUCCUUCUCAAGAGCAACAUGGAAGUCAGGGACAUGGAUACAAUCCUCCGCAGCAUCAACAGCAGCAGGACUACCGACCUGAUUACCAUCAGCAGUCCCAGGAGUACCGACCCCCGCAGCAUCAGGGAUACCAGCAGCAAGAGUACCGGCCAGACCAAUACCAGCAACAUCAGCAGUACAACCCUCAGCAGUACCAGCAGGGCCAGAACCAAGGCUACCAGGGCCAGGGUCACCAAAACCAGGACUACCAGAACCAAGGAUACCAGCAGAACCAGGGCUACCAUCAGGGUGGGGGAUAUGGGCAGAACCCGCAGUACUGA